Messenger RNA from Rotaria sp. Silwood1, 894 nucleotides. Lineage: Eukaryota; Metazoa; Rotifera; Eurotatoria; Philodinida; Philodinidae. The record is from the annotation of a GenBank genome assembly.
AUGUAUCCACAACAAUAUCCUGUAUCAGCGCCACCGCCUUCUUAUUCAAAUCAAGUUGGUUUUAACUCAUUACAAGAAACACACGAUGAGCGUAUGAGAAAAUUUCAAUAUCUAAUCGAUCGAUAUGAAAUCAAUCGGGAAUUUGCAACAAGACUACGAGGAUUAGAAGGAUACGAAAUCGUAUUUAUUGUUGAUGAUUCUGGAUCGAUGAAUACACCACUUGGUGAUAUAUCUGGUCCAUACGAUCGUAAUCCGACACGAUGGGAUGAACUUCGACAAACGGUUUCAAUUGUGGUUGAUAUUGCAUCUGUUUUUGAUCCAAAUGGUGUUGACAUUUUCUUUUUAAAUCGUCAGCCAAUGCGUAAUGUUAAAAAUGCUGAACAACUUAUUCCUGUAUUUGCUAUUCCACCAGCUGGACCAACUCCAAUUGUUCGUAUACUUCGACAAAUUUUACAAGAAAAACAACUUGAAGUUCAAGAACGUAAAUUAUUAAUAUUGAUUGCUACAGAUGGUAUACCAACAGAUGAUAGUGGACGACAAGAUAUAAAAACAUUGGAACAUGUACUACGUCACGAACGUAAUCCAAUUAAUCGAAUUCCAGUUGUAAUUAUUGCUUGUACAGAUAAUCCUGAAUGUAUUGGUUAUCUUAAUAAUUGGGAUAAGAAAAUCCCGAAUAUUGAUGUUGCUGAUGAUUAUAGAUCAGAAAGAGAAGAAAUUCAUAAAGUACAAGGAAAAAAAUUUCAAUUUAGUUAUGGUGAUUAUGUUGUCAAAAUAUUAAUGGGUGCUAUUGAUAAUUGGUUUGAUCCACUUGACGAACGUCGUGUAACUGGCAGUGGUCCACCAGUUCGACAUGCACAUAAGGAAAAAAAGAAAGACACAUGCUCUAUUUUAUGA